AUGCCCCAAAGCCAUCACUCCCACUCCGGCCAGUUUUGCAAACAUGCCGCCGGCACGCUCGAGGACGUCGUGCUCGAAGCCAUCCGACAAGGCUUGGACACAUUUGGCCUCACAGAGCACGUCCCACGCUAUCGGCCCCAGGAUCUAUAUCCAGAAGAGGAGGGCAUGUCCCUCGACACCCUACGCGCCCAGUUCGAUGCUUUCCUAGCGGAGGCGCACAGGCUCCGGGCCAAAUACGCUGACCAGAUCACCCUGCUGGUCGGUCUCGAGACCGAGUUCAUCACCCAGACCGACAUGGACGAACUCGAGGCGCUCCUCGGCGCGUCCGGCGACCGCGUCGAGUACCUCGUCGGCUCCGUACACCACGUCCGCGGCAUCCCCAUCGAUUUCGACCAGGACACAUUCCUUAAAUCUCUUGACAGCUUUCGCUCCCCCGCCUCCGCCGCGCUCGCACAUUCAACACCAGCCACGCCGUCAGAAGAGCACGACACGAUGGAAGCCUUCCUCUGCGCCUACUUCGACGCCCAGCACGAGCUGAUGCGCCGCUUCCACCCCGAAAUCAUUGGCCAUUUCGAUCUCUGCAGACUCUACCGUCCCACACUCCGCUUCGCCGACUACCCCGCCGCCCUCGCACUCAUCCGGCGGAACGUGCGCUUCGCCGCCACGUACGGCGCCCUCUUCGAGCUCAACGCUGCCGCGUUCCGUAAGGGCUGGGAUUCCCCAUAUCCCGGAACCGAAGUCGUCGAGAUCAUCCUUCAGGAAGGCGGUCACUUCGCGCUGUCGGACGACAGUCACGGGCCACACGCGGUGGGGCUGAAUUACCACCAGAUACCGGAGUACGCGCGGCGGGUGGGCAUCACAGAGUUGUGGGCGCUGGAGCGGCAGCCCGACGCAAGUCUGAAUGCAGCGGGGCGGCGGCUUGUCCCGCGCAGGAUUACGAGUCUGUGGGAGCAUCCCUUCUGGACACGGGAGAGAGGAACGAGCGUAUGA
Molecule: messenger RNA, 990 nt
Organism: Trametes versicolor FP-101664 SS1
Lineage: Eukaryota; Fungi; Basidiomycota; Agaricomycetes; Polyporales; Polyporaceae
Product: histidinol phosphate phosphatase H
Exons: 3
Coding region: 1-990 (329 amino acids)
Biological process (GO): L-histidine biosynthetic process
Cellular component (GO): cytoplasm
Molecular function (GO): histidinol-phosphatase activity
Source: RefSeq, a predicted model, not a curated record